CACGAACGGUAUACAAUGAGAAUCGAGCAGAAGGAUAUCGUGUACGUGCACAUGGACGCGAGUACGCGGUAACAUCCCACGCCGUGCGACACGCGAGAGAAAAGUAGGGAGGCCGGAUCGGCGUUCUCCAGGCAAAAGAGUCGUGCCUCGCGUACGUCGUGGCAAUGGUAGCGACGGAGAGCAACGCAACACCGUGUGGUCACUAGGGCCAGCGAGCGAUCGUCGAUGCCACAUCGACUCGCGGUACCGAACCGAGAACAUCGGUUCAACGAAGCUUCUCCCAUCGUCGCGUUACACACGACCACUGUCGUUCCGCACCGAGACGAACGCGUCGAAUAGAGAUAAGAGAGAGAGAGAGCGAGAAGCGAAUCGCGGUUACGCGCACGCAGCCAACGGCUUCUUCGGGGACGAGAAGAAACGAGUUUGCAAACAACGCCGGGCACGGCGAAGCCUCGCACCGAUCCGGGAGAUCGUUGCAAACUUUACGAAACGCGUGUUGUUCGCGACGAGUAAACGUUUCGCAGUUUUUGUUUCUUAUCUUUCGUUCGUUUGCACAUAUUUUGUUCGCGUGCGGGACGUUCGCGCGUGUUCGGUAUCGCUACGCGUGUUGGAUUCGUAUGAAAGCUCGGCGCGAAGCAGUGAACGCGAUCGAACCGCGUCAAAAUGACUAUACGCAAGAAGCCCAGUGAAACGAAAGGAAAAACCAAGAAGGGAAUUACGAAGGAGAUAGCCACGAGCUCGAGUUCGUCAGACAUGACGACCGUCGAGACGGUGGAAGUGGUAUCGUCGACGAGCGUCGUCGAAGAGGCGAGGCAGGUGAUAGAGAGCGAGUCCACGAGCAGCGUCGUCGAGGUUACCAGUGGCAGUCGCGAAGUUAUCAUGGAUUCCAAGGGUAACAUCGUCAAGGUCAUCGAGACAGUCCCACAGAUCGUCGGACAGACAACGUCUACUUGCAGAACAGGGAAAAGCUCCCAAGACUUUAUAGCGCAGGAACAGACGCAAUCCCUUAAACAGGGUAGAACCGUAUCGGAAGGCUCGCAAAACGUAACAGACGUCGUUCGCGGGGACAUCUUGGAAGCCGGUAAGAGAUCAACGGAGAUGCAAAGCCGUAGCGAAUCUCGCGCCGAAACCAUUCAAAAAUCAGUUUCCUCGACGACGAUGGUGGAGACGUCGUCGUCUAUGGAAGGCUACAGCAACGAUUUGUCGAAAACGAGAAUUAUUAACGGAACCGCGACCGGGGAACAAAAGCCAUCAGUGCAAACUUUGUCGAAAUCCAUCGAAAGCAACGUGGCGAGCAAGGAGACUUACGAGGCGUGCACUAAGGACGGCCAAACGGUUUCGAGUACAACGAAAAUCCGCGAAACAGGGGAGAAAAUCGACGACAACGGACUGGUGACGUCCUCGCAGAGUCGCAACGUCGACAACGAGACCACGGUCGUACCCUCGGACCUAGGCCGAGGUAAACUCACGGAUGACGUCAGAACAGCCGGCGACAAGAUCCUUCGCGGCUCCUCCGCCGUCGUCGACGCCGGUGAAAGCACUUCGAAGAGCAAUGUAAAAGUCAGCGAAAUUGUCACCCGGUGCGGCAAGCCUGGCCAGUCUACGUGGGAUGGUACGUUUAUUAGCGAAAGUUCGCCAUCGGCUAAAGACAGAAACUCCGCGAGAAACCUCGAGACGUCUCGCGGAGAUCGGGACAGUCGCGACAAGGCGAAAGUAGAUCGUCUGGUUUCCAAAGUUACCACCGGGAAACAGGGCUACGAGUCGAGCGUUCAAGUCUCCGAACAGACCACGAUCAACGAUCAGCGCGUGUCGUCCACGACGUCGGUGAUUCGCGAUAGCAAAGUCGUCGACGACGCUCGGAUUUCCUCGACCAGCCGCGAGAGCUUCGAUCGCAGCAACGUUGCAUCGACGAUCCGCGACUCUCGAGAGGAUACCAUCGGGGACACGACCGAUUUCGCGGAUGCACAGAAACGAGUUACGACGGAAGUGCAUUCGAAGGGAGCGCUCAGAAACGCGAGACCGGGAGAUUCCACGUGGGAUGGUACUUUCGUAACGGAGAAGCAUCUAGAGCCCAGAAGAAGAAACGUUUCCGACGCGUCCGUCUUCCAGCACUUUGGCGGCGAUAACGUCGUAGAAUCGACGCAACGCUCGGAUUAUGGAGAGAAGAGUUCCGAUGGAACUUACGAAAAGAAAUCGUCGAACGUGGUUCACACGGUACACGGUGCCACGGACUCGUCGAGAUUUAUAGCCGAGGAACGCAGGGACGUCAUGGAAGAGAUUUACAUCGAUGGGAAACCGAUGAAAGACGGGACGUCGCCGUCUCGAAGGGCUACCAGACCCGGGGAUUCCACAUGGAACGGCCAGUUUGUUUACGAAAAGCCGCAAGAUGAUCACAACACGUCGUCUUCGAUUAAGACGAACGAGAAACGACACUAUUCCGAAGACGUUCAAGACGUCACGGAAGAGAAUAAUAUCGACGGGAAACCGAUGAAAGACGGGACGUCGCCGACUCGAAGCGUUACCAGACCCGGAGAUUCCACGUGGUCCGGACAGUUCACCUACGAAAAGCCGCAAAAUGAUCACAACACGUCGUCUUCGAUUAAGACGAACGAGAAACGGCACUAUUCCGUAGACGUUCAAGACGUCACGGAAGAGCACAAUGCUUCGAGUAUGUCCGAGUCCGUCUCGACCUCCUACGUCGUGGAAUACGCAACCUUCAGCGACGAGAAGGUGCAAAAUAUCGAGAAGAAGAGGAACGUCGAGAAGGUGACUUCCAUCUCCGAGACGAUUCUCGAGGAAGACACCGGAGAAAGUGGCUCUCCUCGGCGAACGGGAACUCCGGAAAAGGUAACCAAGGCGGACACGACAACUAGAAGUUACAAACCUGGUCAAUCUACUUGGGACGGUAGCUUCACUUACGAGAAACCCCAGGUUCCGGAGCGUCGUCGUAAGCCAGACACGCGAGGAGCGAGCGACUCUGUGGUUAUCCGCGACGUCACGGAAGACAAUUCGUUAAACGAGACCGAAAUCUCGUCCACGUCCUACAUCGUCGAACACUCGUCCAGUCAACAGAGUUUUACCGACGUCAAAGAUUCUAGUCUCUCCUCUAUACACGAGACGGUGGUCUUUGACAUACAACCCGUACGACAGGAUGGUCCGUCGAGCAGACCCGGGAGUCCCGAGAAAACACCUAAAGGUAGGGAUAUCAGGAUCGUUAAGCCUGGAUCAUCCACGUGGGAUGGAACCUUUGUCACGGAAAAGCCUUCGGAAACGAGAAGACCGGCCAGCAGGGAGUCUAUCGGCGAGAGACCGACGGACAAAUCGCAGCCCGAGAGUCCCAUACCGAAAUCGAGGAGACACGUUACCGAUACCACGUUGGAUAUUCGCGACAUCGACCACCGAGAUGUCUCCAACACUUCGGAAGUCUACGGCAACACUGUCGUCAUGGAGCAGUCGACUACCCACGAAAGUUACUCCGAUUCCUCGAAUCUGGACUACUCCACGAGCUCUAUGGAGACGGUUAUUUUCCGUAACGGCGUUCCAACGUCCACGCCGAAGAAGAUCACGAUCGACGAAACUCCUAAACGUUCUAAGAGUCCCGAGAAAGAACCGUCGGAGCGCAAAGGUCCUCGAUCGCAACCUGCAGCUCCGAAAACGCCCGAGAAACGUUCCAAGAGUCCCGAUAAGACUGACAGAUCCGUUCGACCUUCGAAGCCCGGCGCCUCGACGUGGGACGGAUCGUUCGUGUACAAAAAACCUGCCGAGAAGCCGAGCGACAAGAGGACACCGAUAGACGUCGCGCGUCAUUCCGUUGAUAAACAAGCUCCGACUCAGACUCCGCCAACGGAUGCUGGAAACGUACCGGAAGACAAGAAUGCAACUUACUUCACCGAAAAAUCGAUUACCCUUUCGGACACCUCGACAGAUGUUCAGACUUCGGAAUUCGUCACUUCCACCGUUCUGGAGCGCACGUUUGUUUCCGAUUCCGAGGUUCUAGAUUCGUCGAAAGUUUCUACGAGCCUCGUUUGCGAGAUCGACGACAAAAGACGUCCCGACGAGCCUGCGAACGGACCUCGAGGACGCCUCGAGGAUGGAAGGAUAUCUCCCGAGAGACGUCCCAAGAGUCCCGAAAAGAGUCCCGUUGAUAAGACGACGAGACCAACGAAGCCGGGCGCUUCCACGUGGGACGGUUCCUUCGUGUACGAAAAACCACAAGAUCAGAGAAAGAAGCCGGCUGAUCGGACGAAACCGGAAGAUCGGGAAAAGGGACCGAAAGAGAAAUCGAAAGACGAUAAACCCUCGUCCCUCGUCCCCAAAGACGAUACCACGCAGAUUUCGAUCGUCACGCACGAUGUCGCGGAUCUACGAGAAGUCAAAGAUAGCACGGAUAUCGAAGUGGUCCAGCAAUCUUCUUACGUGAUCGAUGAAUCGUCCGGCCUCACCUCGGUGCAGGACGUUCGCGACGUGGUCGAGGAACGUGUCAUCAGCGAAUUCACGACGGAUACGCGUAAAGACGUGAGAGAUGUCACUAAAUCAACGACCGAAUUCAUCGACACAGAGCAGGUGUCUAGUAUGGUAGCGCGGGAUGUCGUCGAUGAUACCCGAUUCGACAAAUUCACCAGCACGGUUUCAAGGUCUCCGACGGAUUCACCGCGGAGAAGCUCGCCGGAUCGGCCAGGUUACCCGCGAGGAAUCCCUGGACUCAGGGAGGACGAUCGACCGAAACCGAUUCCAGCUGCUGGGAAACCGAGCCGUCCUCCUCGUCGCGACCACAGUCCUGAGGAGCCGAAAAGACCAACCGGUGCCAGGGCACAAUCGCCCGAAAAGCCGCGCGAUUAUGUCUCGACCGCGAAACCGUUACCCGCGGCGGGAAAACCGAGUCGGUCCGAGGAGAGACCUGGAAGGGCACCGCGACCCGAGGAGGCGACUCCGUCCUCCGAAAAACCGAGUCGUCACGACGGAAAACCAAAGGUUCCCGAAAAGCCUGAGUACAGGCCAGCCGCCGGGAAACCGAGUCGCCCCGAGGAAAAACCGAAGAAAUUGGACGAGACGCCGAAGAGGGGCGACCAAACGCCGGAUUCCCUCGACGGAGACUACGUCCAGCCUGGAAAUAUACCCGACAUCCUGUCCAAGAUCCCUUUGAAGGAGCAGUGCAUCUGCGAACUCUGCACUUGCGGACGGCAUCACUGCCCUCACACCUUGCCAGACGAUCAUUUGGAGCUGUCUCGAGACGAACCGAUACACUCGGUCACGUCGUACCGAGAAGAGUACGACGUGAAACACGUCGACAGGCAGACGAUACGCCACCAUGAGGAUCAUCUGCGAAUGGAGGGCGACUUCAUCGGGGAGAGGCGAACGGAUUACGUGGCGACGCGAGGCGAGAGGGCACCGGUGAGGAAACCGCAGGAUCAUCUCCGACCAGAGGGUGAAUUCAUCGGUAGACCGAGGGAGGAGGCACCGACGUGGGGCGAGAGGGCUCCGAUCAGAAAGCCACAGGAUAACUUGAAGCCGGAAGGAGAAUUCAUCGGGAGACCGCGAGAGGAGGCUCCGAAAUAUGGAGAUCGCACACCCGUCAAAAGACCGCAGGACAAUCUUAGACCGGAAGGAGAAUUCGACGGUACAACAACCACGGAGCUGGUGUUCACCGGUACACCCGGCGCACGGCCAACCCCGGUACGUCGUAACACCUACACGAAGGUCGAGGGUGAGUUCAUCGACUCGACCACCAUGAGAUCCGAGUACAUCGACCACCGUACCAUCCAACGAACCGACAUCAUCAAACGAACGGACAACCUCACGGUGGGAGAGGGUGAAUUCACGGGUACCUCUCGUCUCAAGGAGGAUUUCCACAGUUACGAUACGAUCGAACGUGAACCACGACGUCGACUCACGUACACGGAGGAGGACGAUCGAUUUUACAGCAAGACCGAUAUCACGGAGAGCACCACGACCACGCAGGAACAAUAUCGAACCUUUGAUCAGACCGAUUAUAGAACCACGGCCGUGGUCAGACGGGACGACAAUUUGAAGCUCGAGGGAUCGUUCGAAGGCGUGCCGCACGCCAAAGACGAUUACGUCGUGCCGGCGAUUACAAGGAGGCCGGAACCGCAAAAGCCUAAAGAUAAUUUACGGCCGGAAGGACCCUUUGAGGGAAAACCGAAGGACGAUUACAAACCGACCAGGGGAGAGCGUGCCGAUGUUAGGCGCCCAGAGGAUAAUCUGAGACCGGAAGGGCCGUUCGAAGGACGCCCUAAAGACGAUUAUAUGCCGACCAGAGGAGAGAGAGCGGACGUCAAGCGACCAGAAGAUAACUUGAGGCCGGAAGGAUCCUUCGAGGGUCGACCCAAAGACGAUUUCACACCGAAAACAGCAGAACGUCCGGAAGUAAAAAGGCCGCAAGAUAAUUUGAGACCGGAAGGGCCGUUCGAAGGACGUCCCAAGGACGAUUACAUGCCGACCAGAGGAGAGAGAGCGGAUGUUAAACGACCAGAAGAUAACUUGAAACCGGAAGGUCCGUUCGAAGGAAGACCUAAAGACGAUUACUCGCCAAAAAGAGCAGAGCGGCCAGAAGUGAAGAAGCCUCGGGAUAACUUGAGACCCGAAGGACCCUUCGAGGGACGUCCUAAAGAUGAUUACAAACCAACCAAAGGUGAACGCGCAGACGUUAAACGGCCGGAGGACAACUUGCGCCCGGAAGGACCCUUCGAAGGUCGCCCUAAAGACGACUAUACCCCUCGGAAAGCAGAGCGUCCGGAAGUAAAGAGACCUCAAGACAACCUAAAACCGGAAGGUCCGUUCGAGGGUCGUCCGAAAGAUGAUUUUACCCCGAAAACUGCUGAACGUCCUGAAGUUAGAAGGCCCCAGGACAAUCUUCGUCCUGAAGGAGAAUUCGAGGAUCGUCCCAGGGACAAGUACGCUCCUGGUGAGAAACGUACACCCAUUAGACAUCCGGAUAAUUUGUAUCCCGAGGGUGAAUUCGACAGGCCGAGCCCCGCGUCUUAUGGCCCAGGUGAACGGGCACCGAUCGUUCGUCAUCCGGACAAUCUGUUUCCCGAAGGCGAUUUUCCUGACAGAGAACGAAAACCUUUCAGUCCCGCCGAGCGUAGAACUCCUAUCAAACACGACGACAAUCUUCGGCCCGAGGGACUCUUCGAGGGACGACCUAAAGACGAUUUCACACCGAAAAUCGCGGAACGUCCCGAGGUGAGGAGACCACAGGACAAUCUCCGCCCUGAAGGAGACUUCGAAGACCGUCCCAGGGAUAAGUACACUCCUGGCGAGAAACGUACGCCCAUCAGACAUCCGGAUAAUUUAUAUCCCGAGGGUGAAUUCGAGAGACCCAUGCCCACGUCGUACGGUCCUGGUGAACGAGCACCGAUCGUUCGUCAUCCUGAUAACUUGUUCCCUGAAGGCGAUUUUCCAGAUAGAGAACGAAAACCUUUCAGUCCCGCCGAGCGUAGAACUCCUAUCAAACCCGACGACAAUCUUCGACCCGAGGGUCCUUUCGAAGGACGUCCAAAGGAUGAUUACAAGCCAACCAAAGGUGAGCGCGCAGACGUGAAACGUCCGGAGGAUAACUUGAAGCCGGAAGGUCCGUUCGAGGGAAGACCCAAAGACGAUUUCUCGCCGAAGAGAGCCGAACGUCCCGAAGUCAGGAGACCCGAAGACAACUUGCGUCCCGAAGGUGAAUUCGACAGGCCCAUGAAGCCUGUAAUUGGUCCUGCGGAGCGGCGCACUCCCAUUAAACACGCGGAUAAUCUUCGUCCAGAGGGCGACUUCGAAAGACCUGAUCACGAGGAGUAUCGACCAGCGGAGAGGCCAGAUGUCAAGAAGCCUAAAGACAAUUUGAAGCCAGAAGGCGAUUUCGAGCGUCCUCGCGCGGAGAAGUUCGGUCCAGCGGAAAGGCGAACGCCCAUAAAGCAUCCGGACAAUCUUAAACCAGAAGGCGAAUUCGUUGGCAAACCCAAAGACGACUUCACGGCUACCAAAGGAGACAGAGCCGUCGUUAAGAGGCCGGAAGACAACCUGAAACCGGAAGGUCCCUUCGAGGGUCGACCCAAGGACGACUAUCAACAUGUCCGCGGCGAUCGUGUGGAGAUCGUCAAACGCACCGACAAUCUGCGAAUGGAAGGCAACAUCGAGACUUACAGAUCUAGAGACGAGUACACGGACUUUUUGAUACGCGAGAGAACCGAAGUGACCAGGUACGAAGACAAUCUUCGGAUGGAGGGCGAGUUCACCGAUACCCGAACGAGGGAUGAUUUCAAGGUAGUGAGAGGCGAACGAGUCGAUAUCGUCAGGCAUGAGGACAACCUGAAGCCCGAGGGUCCUUUCGAGGGUCGUCCGAGGGACGAUUACGGCCCUAAGAGAGCAGAGAGACCGGAAGCGAAGAGACCAGAGGAUAACCUGAAGCCAGAGGGUGAAUUCGACAGACCAGAAAAGAAACUCAUCGGUCCCGCGGAGAAGAGAACUCCGAUUAAGCACGCGGAUAACCUGAGACCAGAGGGAGAAUUCGAGAGACCCAAGCCUGAAGAGUUCAGGCCAGCGGAGAGGCCAGUGGUCAAGAAGCCGCAGGACAACUUGAAACCCGAAGGCGACUUUAUUGGUCGUCCCAAAGAAGACGCUCCGCGAAAGGGCGACAGGGCCGAUAUCAAGAAGCCGAAAGACAAUCUCUAUCCCGAAGGCGAGAUCGAGGUCCCGGAAAAGAAGCCUCUUGGGCCUGCCGAGAGGAGGACGCCUAUCAAGCACGCCGAUAACCUUCGACCCGAAGGAGAAUUCGAAAGACCCCUACCGGAAGAGUUCAGGCCAGCCGAAAGACCCGUGGUUAAAAAGCCGCAAGACAAUCUAAAGCCCGAAGGCGACUUUGUUGGACGUCCUAAAGAAGAAACGCCGACGAAAGGCGACAGGGCCGACGUCAAGAGACCGAAAGACAAUCUUUAUCCCGAAGGCGAGAUCGAAGUGCCGGAAAGGAAGCCUUUGGGUCCUGCGGAGAGACGCUCGCCCAUCAAGCACGCCGAUAACCUUCGACCCGAAGGAGAAUUCGAAAGACCCCUACCGGAAGAGUUCAGGCCAGCCGAGAGACCCGUGGUUAAGAAACCUCAGGACAAUUUAAAGCCCGAAGGCGACUUCGUCGGACGGCCUAAAGAAGAAGCGCCGACGAGAGGCGACAGAGCCGAUGUCAAGAGGCCAGAGGACAAUCUGAAGCCAGAGGGUACUUUCGAGAGACCCGAGAAGAAACCGUUUGGCCCCGCCGAGAGACGUUCUCCGAUCAAGCAUCCCGAUAACUUGAAACCAGAAGGUGAAUUCGAGCGUCCCGAGCACGAGAGGUACAGACCCGCCGAGAGACCAGAGGUCAAGAAGCCCAAGGAUAACUUGAAGCCAGAAGGUGAAUUCGAUAGACCUCAGCCGAAGAAGAUCGGCCCUGCGGAGAGGAGGACACCGAUCAAACAUCCGGAUAACCUGAAGCCCGAAGGUGAGUUCGAGAGGAAGCCAAAGGAUGAAACACCGAAACGAGGAGAACGCGCGGACGUAAAGAGGCCUCGCGACAAUCUGCGACCGGAAGGUGAGUUCGAGCGGCCCGAAAAAUCUCCCGUUAAGCCUGCGGAGAAACGCACUCCCAUCAAACACCCCGACAACCUGAAGCCGGAGGGAGAAUUUGUCGGGAAGCCAAAGGACGAUUACAAGCCAACCAGAGGAGAACGCGCCGACGUCAAGCGUCCCGAGGACAACCUGAAACCCGAAGGGCCGUUCGAGGGUCGACCCAAGGAUGAUUUCGUCCCUGUCCGUGGCGAACGCGUCGACGUCGUCAAACGUACCGACAACCUUCGAAUGGAAGGCAACAUCGAAACCUACAGGUCCAGGGACGAGUACACGGACUUCUUGAUCCGCGAGAGGACCGAGAUAACCAAGUACCAGGACAACCUGCGCAUGGAGGGUGAAUUUACGGAUUCUCGAACGAGCGACGAUUUCAAGGUAACGAAAGGCGAACGUGUCGACAUCGUCAGGCAUCCCGAUAAUUUGAAACCCGAGGGUCCGUUCGAAGCUCGCCCCAAGGACGACUACUCGCCGAAGAGAGCGGAGAGACCAGAGAUCAGGAAGCCGGAAGAUAAUCUGAAACCGGAAGGCGAGUUCGAGAGACCGGAGAAGACGCCGGUUGGGCCUGCCGAGAGACGAUCACCGAUCAAACACGACGACAAUCUUCGUCCCGAGGGUGAAUUCGUGGGUCGACCGAAGGAGCUGGCGCCAAAGAAGGGCGAGAGGGCUGACGUCAAGAAACCUAAGGACAACCUACGACCGGAAGGCACCUUCGAGAGACCGGAGAAAAAACCGAUGGGUCCUGCGGAAAGGAGAAGUCCGAUCAAACAUCCGGAUCAUCUCCGGCCUGAGGGAGACUUCGUCGGUCGUCCCAAGGAGGAGGCGCCUCUUAAAGGUGAUCGAGCUGAUGUCUCCAAGCCGAAGGACAAUCUCCGUCCCGAGGGAGAGUUCGAAAGACCGCAAAAGUCUCCGGUGGGUCCAGCGGAGAGAAGGACGCCUAUCCGCCACGAGGACAAUCUUCGACCAGAGGGAGAAUUCGUGGGACGACCGAAGGACGAUUUCUCUCCUAAACGAGCGGACAGACCUGUUCAAAAGAAGCCGAAGGACAAUCUGAAGCCAGAGGGCGAAUUCACGGGCAAGCCGAAGGACGAUUACAAGCCUACGAAGGGCGAGAGGACGGAGAUCGUCGUUCACCGAGACAACUUGAAGAUGGAGGGUGACAUCGACGUUCGUCGCAGCAGGGACGACUACAAGAGCGUGACGAGGGUCGAACGGGUGGACGUCGUUCGUCGAGAAGACAAUUUAAAAAUCGAGGGCGAGUUCGUCGACGUUCGAAGGCGGGACGAUUACAGAGUGACCCGUGGCGAGCGCAGCGAGAUCGUCAGACACGAGGACAACCUUCGACCCGAGGGAGAGUUCGAGCGACCAGAGAAAUCGCCGGUUGGUCCAGCGGAAAGAAGAUCGCCGAUCAAACAUCCCGACAAUUUGAAGCCCGAGGGACAAUUCGCGCAACGACCCAAGGCGCCGACGCCUACCAGAGGCGAUAGAGCUACGGUUAAAAAGCCCAAGGACAAUCUAAAGCCCGAGGGAGACUUCGAGAGACCGGAGAAGUCUCCGUACGGACCUGCGGAGAGGCGCUCGCCGAUCAAACAUCCCGACAAUCUACACCCGGAGGGAGAAUUCGUUGGACGACCCAGACAAGAAACGCCAACUAAAGGAGAACGCGCAGAUGUGAAGAAACCCAAGGACAACUUGCACCCCGAAGGCGACUUUGCCAAACGAACGCCUCAGAAGGUGGGACCUGCCGAAAGACGGACUCCCAUUCGUCACGAGGACAAUCUCCAUCCGGAAGGAGACUUCUACCACACGCCAAAGGACGACUACGGUCCCAAGAAGGCUGAACGUCCCCUGGUUAGAAAGCCUCAAGACAAUCUACGCCCGGAGGGUGACAUGGAGGCCAGUCCGUUGCCCAAGGACGACUACAGGUACGUAAACGGGGAGCGAGUGGAAGUCCGUCGUCACGAGGAUCACCUGAGGAUGGAAGGGGAGAUGGACGUUCGUCGCUCGAGGGAUGAUUACAAGAGAAUCACGAAGGUCGAGAGGGUUGAGGCCAAGAAGCGCGAGGAUAACCUGAAGAUCGAGGGCGAGUUCAUCGACGUGCGUCGCAAGAGCGACUACGCUCGCGUGGUCGGUGAACGGGUGACUGUGAAGAGGCAUCCCGACAAUCUGCGUCCCGAGGGAGAGUUCGAACGUCCGCAGAAAUCGCCCCUGGGACCCGGCGAGAGAAGAACGCCUAUCAAACACCCCGAUAAUCUGAAACCCGAGGGCGACUUCGUCGGAAGACCUCGAGACGAUUUCACGCCGAAGAGAGUCGAGAGAACUGAGGUGGUGCGUCGAGAAGACAACCUGAGGAUGUCGGGCGACUUCCAAGACACCACGUCCCAAAGGUCCACGUACACGGUGGUACGCGGUGAACGCGCAGAGAUCAAACGUCACGAAGACAAUCUGAAAGUCAGCACGGGAUCGAUGGAAACGAAAACUACGAGCAGGGACAUGUACCUGCCUACGAGAAAGGAGGACUCGCCGGUCGGUAGGACCGUGAGCCGCAGACACCAUAUGGAGUCCUCGAUCAACUUGGGCGACGACAACUCGACUAUGUCUACCACGACUCAGAGAAAUUACAACACCUUUACGAAACGCGCUGCCAAGGAGGUGGCAGCCAAGAUUAGCAGCAUGGAGUCUGACACGAGAAGGAGCGUGUCGUCGGAGUCGAAGUCUUUGGAAAACGGUACGGUGGUCACGACCGUGAAGAAAACUACCACCUCGGGAGAAAGCGUAUCGUCGGCUCAAAACGUUCACCAGCAUCACGCUCAACACGCUGUAACGGAUCGUCGCGCGAUACAGACCUCCGAUGACUCUAGAAAAUCCCUAACGAGUAAUCAGCAAUACGUUAACGAACAUCAUCAGAGAAUGCACUCGAGCGAGCAGCAUCUGAGAUCGCAAAACAUGACUCAGUCCCGACGAGUGAUGGACGAAGGUUCGGCGAUCGUGGACGGUCAGUAUCGUCGGGGUCAAACGAACGAGCAGCAUCAGAAGCAACUCGAACGACAUCACCAGGAGACUAGCAAGAGAGAUUACGUCAAUUCCCAGCACAUGGAGUCGCGACAUACCUCGACGAAGCAGAGGCAGCAUCACGAGCAGCACACGGUCUCUAGCCAAGCUCGCUAUAAUUCGAACCAGACGAGCAGCGCCGAAUUCAGACAAGCGAUCAGUGGCCAGUCGGUGGACAGAUCGCAGUCGGACACGUCGGUGACCAAGACCAGUCAUCACAGGAAAAACGUGAUCUCUUCGUCGGCCGACGUGACCAACUCGGUGCUCCACAGACGCGGCGGCGUAGCCACGUCGACGGAGGCGCUUCACACGAUCUCCUCGACGGCCGCCGAUCAGAAGAAGAGCAUCUCGAAUCUGGCCGAGAGCGGUCAGUACAUCAGCAACUCGAGUCAGAGCAGCGAUCGAAGGAGUCUGACUUCGUUGCACCGCAGCCACAAGGACGCGAAUCCUUGGGCCUCCGCGACGUACGAACGUCCGCAAAGAAUCGUUCGACAGGAUAAUCUAACCGUGGGUGGCAAGUUCUAUUCUCACAGCGAGGCCAAGAACUACGGGAAUUUCAGCACUCAGAAAGUGGAGAGGGUUCACAGGCAAGCGAACGUGUCUCACAUCAGUCUCGGAGACGGUGGUACCGUCACCUCUAGCAUGUACAGAAGGGAAUACGCGCCGAGGCACAAGGGACCUUGUCCAGCGGCUCUCCUGGAGGCUAAACAAGCUCCGUUCAAGCACACUAGGGACACACCGAAGCACAAGUUUUACAUGCCGGUCGUUUCGAGUUAAAAUAGUUCUCUGCGAUUGUUACCACGGGGAUUGAGGGGGCGGACUAAGAGAGCUGGAUAUUUUACGGCCUAGAAGAAUGUUGUUUGAUUUUGUUUCUUGACUAGAAUAAUUCAUUUGUAUCCUUUUCUAAGAUUGAAUAUUAGGCCAAGCAGACUCGUCGUCCGCCUCCGAUGAAAUUAGGUCUAACUGUAAGCGUAAAAGUUCGUGUAAAUUGCUGUGAUGAACUCGCGUCCUUCGAAUGAUAUUUAUUUCUUGCAUCGGUGCGAUCGUUGAACUAGACCGACGUGGAACCGCGCUAUAUACGUAACAAGGGUACGCAUAUACGCGUUACUCUGUAUACGUCGAUAUACUCUUAUCCUCGAGGAAGGAUAUUUAACGCUGAAUAUCGAUAGUUGGAUAUCGAUCAGCGGCAGGAGACACUUGGAGUAUGUUACGAUAUUUUGUUUGUCACUUUAAACCACGUGUAUUACAAAGCAAUAACUAGAGCUUAAAUCCGUGAUACGGACGACUCUGAUCCGUGGAUCGGAUUCGUUUGAUACUUAGAAUAGAAUGCGGCGCUCAGAAGCCGCGCGUAGCGUCUCUAAUCCGCUUUGUUUUAUAUUUACCGUUCUUCUAUCUUGCUGAUAACUGUAUUUAGAUCAUCGUCCCUCUCCUCUUAUAACACCCUGCGUUUUACGUUAACCCACGUUCCAAUAAAUACACUUGUCGCGCGAACGCACCAGCUCGCGUCGUUCGUUCGACACCUCAACGCCUGUUCCUCCGUGGAACGGAUCAUUAUUUCGUUUUACUUUUUUUUUUUUCCUACUUUAAUUUUGUUCAUUUACGAAGUUUAUCGAUGUGUUCUCGAUCGAAUAAAGAUGUUUUUGCAAUUAAUUUUAUUUGUUUUGCAUUCUUCCCUUGCGAGAUCUCGUUACCAAAAAACUUGUUGCUUAAUAAUUGCAGGUUCCAUUUCUGUUAAAACUGUUGCGAGGCCAAAAGCUAUUCGCAAAGAAUGUGAAUAAUUCGAGCUCCUUGGUCUCCGUCGAUUAUAAUUAGUUCUUUUUUUGUCGGUCGUAUCGUUAGUUAUAAAACGGACUCGUUUUUUUUAUUAUAAUUUCAAACCGUUUACCAAGCAACGAAUUUAUAUUUUUCGCGUUUACCGUUUCGUUGCCAACGAUAACUCGUGUAUGUAUGCUGGAGUUACGUACACCGAGUAAACAUAUUAUAUCGUACGAUAAGAAGUAACACAGCGAAAGAAUAAACACCAUUAUAUAAUCCCGUUCCAUUUAUACUGUAAAUACAUGUGUAGUGAACAACAUUUCCACGCGACUAUGUAACGCUGCCCGCUGUUAUUGCAGCAGUGCUACGAGCUGUAUAAAGUAUCUGUACGUCGAUACCAUAUUUGUAGCGAAUACGACACUGCGUUUACACGAACUUUGAUCAAUGAUUUCGAUUAUUGUAACACGGUAAAUAAUAAUAAUAACAAUAAUAAUACUAACAACCAAGCAUUAUACGCGUAAACUACGAUAAAUCGAUGAAUUAUCAAAUAUUGCUCGGUUAUAAUCUUCGCUGUGUACAUACGGCGUGGAAUCGUUUGUAGCUCAACGUGCGAUAAUAAAGAGAUUAUUUUGUGUAA
Hylaeus anthracinus is the source of this 15037-nucleotide messenger RNA. It is a transcript of the gene Sdb, whose product is annotated as titin-like. The transcript has 7 exons. The record is from RefSeq and is a predicted model, not a curated record. Gene Ontology annotation, cellular component: cytoskeleton; axonemal microtubule; centriole. Lineage: Eukaryota; Metazoa; Arthropoda; Insecta; Hymenoptera; Colletidae. The coding region runs from base 664 to 13422 and encodes 4252 amino acids. Gene Ontology annotation, biological process: microtubule anchoring. Gene Ontology annotation, molecular function: microtubule binding.